Molecule: messenger RNA, 5332 nt
Organism: Sinocyclocheilus anshuiensis
Lineage: Eukaryota; Metazoa; Chordata; Actinopteri; Cypriniformes; Cyprinidae
Gene: znf628
Product: zinc finger protein 628
Exons: 7
Coding region: 483-4601 (1372 amino acids)
Biological process (GO): regulation of transcription by RNA polymerase II
Molecular function (GO): RNA polymerase II cis-regulatory region sequence-specific DNA binding; DNA-binding transcription factor activity, RNA polymerase II-specific
Source: RefSeq, a predicted model, not a curated record
GCGGUCACAGACGGGCGACUGCUGGUUAGUUUGUGCUCUAGAUUAUUGUUAAGGUUGUGUGGACUAUCACUGCGGAGUUCGGCCUUAUAUCAUUACAUCAAAAUCGGCCAUUUCACAGCAAUGAACCAGGGGAAUAACACAUGCAUGGAAUAAUGCACUUAUUCCGACAAAUAUUGCGACGCUUGAGGAACGAAGACAAGGCUGGGAUGAAUUCGAGAAGGCCGGAUCGAGACGGCGCAAAUAAUGCAAUAAACAGCCAAUAAAACGACCCACUGUUGAUUUGUAUAGAAACUAAGGGCUCUAUCAUCUAAGACGGAGAAGACAACAGAAGACACUCUGCCUCAGAAUAGAUUCUCUGGCUGAAAUCUGAGAAAACUGGUCCAGACUAUACCAAACGCAAGCCAUGGCUGCCAUAAUUACAGUAAAACUACAAAACUACUGAGAUUCCUGCACUACAGCCCAACUUUUUCUCACCAGUUGUGAUGGCCAACACUGUUGCUACUCUGGUGGUCCAAACUGAACUCUUACCUUCUCAGACAUCCUCCUCCCGCUCUCCCUUUCCUUCCCUCCUCCCCUCCGUAGAGGAUGGAGAGGAGGAUGGAGAGAAGGGAGAAGAAGAGGGCAAAGAGUCAGGAACCGUCGGGCUCACAGGUGACAUUGUGACAUCGUCAACACCCCCUGUUGCAACAGUGGCUCAAAACCCAGAGCAUCCAUUCCAGUGUUUGGACUGUGGGAAGAGUUUUAAGUGGUCAUCCAGACUGGCACAUCAUCAGAGAAGCCAUAACAAUGAGAGGCCAUAUCGCUGUAACCUUUGCCCUAAGGCCUUUAAAGGCUCAUCUGCCCUACUAUACCACCAGAGGUCUCAUUCUGGAGAGAAACCUUAUAAGUGUGAUGACUGUGGUAAAGCAUUCAAACGCUCUUCUCUUCUGCAGAUUCAUCGCAGUGUGCAUACAGGCCUUCGCACUUUCCAGUGCUCCUACUGCCCUCUGACCUUCAAAUGGAGCUCACACUACCAGUAUCACCUCCGCCAGCACACUGGUGAAUGUCCGUACCCAUGUGACAGCUGCUCCAAAGCCUUCAAGAACUCCAGCAGCCUGCGUCGCCAUAAGAACGUACACCUGGGCUUCAAACCUUACAUCUGUGAUGUCUGCAGUAAAGCCUUCAGUCAGUCUACUAAUCUGCGACAGCACAUGCGCAUUCAUACGGGUGAACGUCCGUAUGUCUGUGGGGAUUGUGGGCGCAGCUUCACACAUUCAUCCAACUUGGCGCUGCAUCGCAUCUCUCACAUAGAAGGAAAGGGAAGAAGUGCUGGGAAGCCUGGAGGGGCCAGUUCAGGGUCAGCAACUCGAGAGAUGGAGGUGGUGCUGACAGAGGAUUUGAACACUGUUGGGAUGAGCAUUUCUGAAAUGGUUGGACUUGUGGGUGGACAGGAAGGAGGGGUCGGACAGGUGUUCCUGUCUCAUGAUACGUCCUCACCUGCUAACUCAGGUACAGCCAAUCAGAAUAUCCUGCCACAGCUGACACUCACACCCACUUCCUCCGCUGUCACAGACACAGAGCAUAUCCACAUGAGCAAGACCGACAUAGGGGCUAGUGUUUUGCUAUUUAGUUGUGGCAGCUGUAAUGAGACAUUUUCAACACAGAGUCACCUUGAGGAGCAUCAGACUCUACAUCUAGAUAGCCUUGGCCCAGCAGGUGGUGGAGGGGUUGCUACAGAAAAUAGCACAGAGGCUGAGGGAGGUGGAGUGUCACUGGUGGGGGCUACACCAUUGUUGGCAGACUUUGAAGAGGUUGUUGAAACCACCACAAUUGCAGAUAGUGGGCAGACUUCAGAGUUACUUAGUCUGGAUGCCGUUAGAAAUGAGUCGGGGCAGGCACAGUAUGAUCUUCCGCAGACCUUCGCUGCGUCUGUGAACCAGAUGUCCACUGAUACCAGUGUGCCAACUGCACAAGCUACACCAGAAUGUGCCUACUGUGGGAAGAGUUUCAAGACCAGCAGCGGACUGACCAGACACGUGGCUCAGGCCCAUCCUCUUGCUCUAUCUGAGUCACGUUCUCAGUUCAACUGCUCGGCAUGUGACCGCUCCUUCCCUCUGCUCUCCUCUCUGCUCAACCACCAGCACUCCCACACUCCUGAGCAAAGGCUGCUUGCUGAGGCAGAGGCAGAAGCAGAGAUCGUCUGCCCCUCUCUCUCACUGCCACUGCCCUCCUUAAAGAGAGGGGGAGAAGAUGGAGAGAGAGAGAUCCAUGUCAGUCUGAUUGCUGUUACUGAGGAGGGAGAGGGACGAGAUGUGAAGCCAUCUGCCAAAGCAUCAGGAAAGGGAGCCAGGAGAGGUGGAGGUAGCAAGACAUCUGCCACAAAUAACGAGAGGCCAUAUCGCUGCUCUGAAUGUGGGAAGUCAUUCAAAGGUUCAUCAGGACUUAGGUACCACAUGAGAGACCACACUGGGGAGAGACCGUAUCGAUGCACAGAGUGUGGCAAGAGCUUCAAAAGGUCCUCACUGCUCUCCAUACACCAAAGGGUCCACACAGGUGUGCGGGCUUUUCAGUGCCCCUACUGUCCACUGACCUUUAAGUGGAGCUCACACUACCAGUACCAUCUUCGCCAGCACACCGGUGAGCGGCCAUAUGUAUGUCAGGAAUGUGGCAAGUCUUUCAAGAACACCAGCUGUCUCCGUCGCCACAGUCAGCUCCAUUCUGGCCUACGUCCACACACUUGCUCUGUGUGUGGUAAGGCUUUCUCUCAGACCUCCAACCUCAAACAGCAUGAACGGACACACUCUGGAGAAAGGCCCUUUCAGUGCUCCCAGUGCCACAAGAGCUUCACCCACUCAUCCAAUCUGCAGCUGCACCUACGCACACACUCCUCACGCAAGGACUUCAAGUGCCAACACUGCGGAAAAGAGUUUGUCAUGAUCUCCUACCUGCAGAGGCACUUGAGAACUCACAGUUCUGGGGGUGCAGUAGCGUGUACGAAGGAAGCAGGAAAGGUGGCUAAAGGUAGUGGGGCUUCAGAGACAGCAACGCUAAAUUUAAACUUGAAUGUACCUGGAGGGCUUACCUCAUUGUUUCCCACUGAUAGCAAUUCCACAUUAAUUCUUUCACCCCCAAAUCUGGACAUACCUCCAAACACAUCACAGAACUAUUUUAUGAUCCAGACGACUUCAGGGUUGCAACUGAUCCCACUAUCCAAUCCCACGCCAACACAGCCAGCCCCUCCUCCUCCACCCCCACCCCCACAGCCACAGAAUUUCCUGCUUCUUCAGUGCCAGUCCAACAAUGGAAACCAGUGUAGUCUUAUCCUGGUUCCUACAGCAUCCAGUACAAACACUCUUCUGGCAGCACCCCAAACACAAAUCCAGCAAUUUCAACCAGUUCAGACACAGCAGAGAUUUAUUUUGACCAAUAAUAAUGCUCCCCUCAUUACUGCCCAGCCUCAAAGCACAUCGACGAUUGCUCGUCCCAUUUUAGGCAGCCUCGGUCGCAGCAGGAAGGGAGGAACCAGGCAUGGACGAAAGCCUAAAGCUGCUACCCAAAAAUCCCCCCCUACAGUUCAAACCACACCAGUUAAGCAACCGUUAAUGUUAUCAGCUGCAACUUCCACAUCUACCACAAUAUCCAGUGCCACUUCUGCUGCUUCUUUAAAGACAGAGUUCCCACAGCUUAUUGCUGACAGUCCACCAGCUGUGUCACCUGUCAGCACUAGCCAAGUACCUGAAAGCUCUUCAGUUCCUGCAGUUAGCAUCAUGUCAACAAACAGUUCCCCCAUGUUGAGCAGUGAUCUUGAGAGUGUUCCAGUUGAAGAGAAAGCUGUCGAAGAAAUCUCAAGGGAGCACUUUGUUCUGUGCCUAAAGAAAGAAAUGGAGAAUGGAGGACAGGGGGAUGGGAUGGAGGGAGGGAAUGAUGCUGGGCAGUCUUAUGUCUUGCAGAUUGAAGGUGAGGGCCAGCAAGAAGAGGGAGGGAAUAGUGAGGGAGGAGAGAAGUCAUAUGUCCUACGGUUUCAGACAGAGGGAGAAUGCGAAGGAGAUGCAGGAAAAGAGAAGGCAGAAAUGGUCUCUCUUAACUUACUCCAAGAGUGGACCGGACAGAGUGAGGGGCAUGGAGCUGCAGAUGCUGAGGGAAGUGUUGAAGUAGAAAAGUCAUUUGUGCUUCAUUUCCAAACAGAGCCUCAGAGUGAGGAGGACAUUCAGCCAAGCUCAGGCUUCAUAGGAGGUCCAGGUGAGGAUCUCAGCCUUUCUUGCCAUCCAGGUCAAGCCUUGGUGCCUCUGGAAGGGCAGGAUGUGGUUUUUGAGCUCGGUGAUGAGACAAAAAUAGAUGGAAGCACAGGUCCAGGGGACAGUGUUCAAAUGAUUGCACUGAUAGAUGGCGAGGGCAGUGGUUCUGGAGCAAGGGGCAGUUUUAAAGGUGCUGUUGGGGCAAACUCUGGCCAAAUGGAGGGAAUCUUCCAGUUAGAGGGUGGAGAAGGCAUUGUUAUAAUUGAAGUUAGCACCAGCAGUUUGAGAGAAGGUGGAAUAGAGGCAGCUGAUGUAGGACAUACUUUAGCGGAAGGAACUGAGGACAUGCAUGCUAAUGGUGCACGAGAGGAAGUAAUGUCAGAAUAGUUGAAACUCGCUGAGUCUGAGAGCAUAUCAUCGUCAGCGAUGGGACUGAUUGGAACUUAAGGAUAAGUAUGGAGAACUCUAAUAGUCAAUUUGACUGGCUUUAACACAAUUCACACCUCAUGACACUGUUUCAAAUGCAAAAUUGCAGAUUUGUUUACCACAUAUCAAAACUGGAUUAAUUUCAAGUAAUUGUUCUGUUAUUCUGAAGUGUUCCUUUUGGACUGUGAUCAAUGGUUUUAGAGAUUAGGAAGCUGACGACAAUGUUGUAGCUGUAGGACCAACACGGGACCUAUGUUGAAUCUUACAUAAAUCAUUAAAGACCUGUUUGUUUCACACAUAGACAUCCUUAGAACACCACAGUGUCUUCUUCCUAAGCUGUUGUCCCCCCCACCCCUGAGACUGCACUUUGUGGGGAUAAAGCAUAUUGCUUGGUAGUUACAGUUGUUCACCUGGCCCCUACAGGGAGCUAUUUCACAAACCACAAUCAUCGAAUACAGCCCAGCCAAAAAACAAUGGUUUCUAAAUGAAGGAAAUCCCUGGUGAUCUUCUACAUCCUGGGUGCACUGAAAAGAGAAUUUAUAAAGUAAUAUGAAAUAUGAGCUAUAUUCAGCUAUGCUGUCAUGUUGACAGUGACUGUACAAAGUGAACUUUUGUAAAUAUGUUUACUGUUUGUUUUCAUUCUUAAUAUUGCUACUAGAUGACAAUUACCAAUAAAAAUAGGUAUGAAUGAC